Scleropages formosus (Asian bonytongue) is the source of this 2769-nucleotide messenger RNA. RefSeq names its product receptor-interacting serine/threonine-protein kinase 4-like. The record is from RefSeq and is a predicted model, not a curated record. Gene Ontology annotation, molecular function: JUN kinase kinase kinase activity; ATP binding. The transcript is spliced from 13 exons. Lineage: Eukaryota; Metazoa; Chordata; Actinopteri; Osteoglossiformes; Osteoglossidae. Gene Ontology annotation, biological process: protein phosphorylation. The coding region runs from base 214 to 1584 and encodes 456 amino acids.
GAAGCCGGAACAGCGCAGCCGCGGCUCGAGAGCUUCCCCGCUAAAGUCUGAGGAAGCGCGUGCGGCUCCCGUCCCGAUUUAGCGCCAUGGUUUUUCACAAAUAAAGUUCAUCAUGUCGUGUUUUGUCGCGGAACCUUUCCAGGCUACUCGUACACCGUACCUGCUCUAGUCGGCAACCUCCUGCUGAAGACACAGGUCAGCAGCUAGGGAAGAAUGGAUAUGCCAGCCCUCAUUUGUGACUCCAGCCUGGAGUCCUGGCAGCACAUUGGCUCUGGAGGGUUUGGCCAGAUCUACAAGGUCAAACACACAGAAUGGAGGAUGGACGUGGUCGUCAAACUGCUGCACGUCAGCUCCAAUUCGUCUCUCCUGAAGGAAGCGCACCUGAUGCGCCAUGGAGGCAAUCCCCAUGUGCUGAGAAUCCUGGGGGUGUAUAAUGGCACUGGUUACCACAUCAGUAGAGAUGGCUUCCCAAAGCAGGGCCUAGUGAUGGAGUUCAUGGAGAGAGGUUCCUUGGCUUCCCUCCUGGAGGUAUUAAAUAAACCUCUACCCCUUCCCUUAACCCUCCGUCUGGCUCAUCAGGUGGCCCUGGGCAUGAACUUCCUCCACUGCCUUUCGCCACCUCUUCUCCACCUUGAUCUCAAGCCCAGCAAUGUGCUCCUGGAUGAUAGCCUUAAUGCCAAGCUCACAGACUUCGGGCUGGCAAAGCUGUUCCAAAGUGUUUCAACAGGUUCCACGACCGACGAAGGUGGAACCAUUAGCUACAUGCCACCCGAGGCCUUUGACAUGUCUUACAAGCCUACCCCAGCCUCUGAUGUCUACAGCUAUUCCAUUCUUCUCUGGUCCAUCAUCACUGGACAGGAGCCCUAUCCCUCCGCUCGCUCCACAAUUGUGCGGUUUCGGGUCCCAGAGGGAGACCGACCCAGCCUUGAAAUGGUGGACCCCAAUUUGGCUGAGCACCUGAAGGACAUGAUCAGCCUCAUGAAAAGAUGCUGGAACAAUGAUCCUAGCAAAAGGCCUUCCUUCCAAGAAUGCCUUCAAGUGACAGAGGCCUUUCAGGAGCGGCACAAGAGUGGUGUAAAAGAUGCUGUCCACCAGGUGCUGACAUUUUUGGACUCUCCAGAGAUUGAACUGGGGAAACGCCUUGAUGCCCUCAACAUCAUAGACCCUACGCAGUUAUAUAAUGCUGGAUCCAACAAGGCAUCAACAACCCCUGAACCCAUGAGGAGUGACCUGUACCCCACACAGAAAAGAUCUGGUGACCCUACCUCCAAAUCCAAAGCACUUCCUCCAGCAAGAACAUUGUCUAUGGAUCCUUGCAUAGUUUACAACCAGAUGCCUCCAGCUAGUAGCCCUGCAGGACCUUGGCAGCAGAGUGUUAUCAACCAAGCAGCUGUUCCUGUGUACUGUCAAGGGCCUGGAGUCUCCAUUUUCAUGUCCAACGUCACUGGGCUGCAAAUAGGCAAUAAUAACAAGAUGACCAUCCAGCGCUCUCGCAUCAGACACUGCACAGCUCCCGAUGCCAUCAGCCAGUCAUCACCAAAGAACAGCGGGGCUAAUGGAGACAGAAGUGCUCCAGGCACCUAAGACUCCUAUACUGGGAGGGCACUCAUAAUGGAGACUCUUCUGCUAUCAUUUCACCAAAAAUCCUGUCUUUUCUCUAUGGUUAUUGGGUUUCCUUGACAACAGCUCUUAGAGAGGGAUUCAUGUUCAGGUACUAGCUUGUGGAAAUUUGGGGGGGUCGAUAAUGAUUGGAGGACAGACAUCUGACAAAUCAGGGAAAUAGAAGGAGCAAUUAUAUAUUUUUUUAAUAAUAGUGAACAAAUGUUUGGUUGUCUUUUUUGUUAUGAUUGUGAAAAUCAAACAGCAGUUUGUGCUCUUCAUUAUGUACCCUGUAUCGACAUAAACUCCGCAUUACUAUGUUAUAGUAGUGUUUUAAACUGGGGAGGUAACAUGGAAACACUGGUAGUGUUUGGUUUUUUUAUUGUAGUCAGCUGGUGACGUUCAUUUAGUAGGGUACCUCGUUUGCUGCUGAGCCAUGUUACUAAAAACAUGGUCAGUUUGCAUAAGUCAUAUGCACAAUAUGAAAACGUUAUGACAAGUGUUACCAGUAUACAGUGUAUACCGGUGCCAGUGUUACCAGUAUACCAGUAUACAGUGCCUUACUGAGACCAUGAUAUUUGAAACCAACAGUCACAUCCCAGACCCUCAGAGAACUACAUUUCAGUGAGUUAUUUAACAUUAAAAAUGGCAAAAAGUCUAUUUUCAUGUUUUUUCUAUGAUUAUAUUGUGUUUCUUGCAGGAUAUCCUGUAGCUGGAAUAGGAAUAGUGCAUAUCUGACAGUACUGUGUGUUUUCUUCAGGGCUGAGACACACAUUUGGCAUUGCCUCCUGCUAUAGCAGUGUGUGUGUUUUAAUGAUUCAAAGAGCUACCAUAAUGUACAAAGAGCAUCGUAAAAUAUUCAAAUGACUGGAUAAGGAGCAAUAAUUCUGUGUCAGUGGUUUGUGUCAGAAAUGUGUCCCCUUCCCCUUGUAUGUUAGAUCAUGUAUUUGUAGAUGGCUUUGUCUUUUAUCCAUAUUUGUUUUAAUUUGUCAUUGAACUGUAUUGCAGUUGGUUCAGUGUUUUCUGUCGUUCCGUGAAGAGUGCUGUAAAAAAUACAUUGAGGUCAGAAUUGAGUUGAGUUUGAUGUUGAACUGCAGGCCUGAUGGUCAUGUAGUGGUUAGAUCUGCUACCUUUUGUCCCAAAGGUUGCAGGUUCAAAUGCCCAUUCCGA